ACCACUACCACCACCAACGGCAAUCUCUCCUUUUUUCUUCGCCAACUCAUGAGUCACGGCUCUUCUUUGCUCUUUACUGCAAUCACGGAUUUCGUUUUUAGAAAAUCCAACUCACCCAGAGUCCAGAUCCUCAUCUCCACGUCCCUCUUCCAUCUCCAUCUAUUUCCUUCCACUUGUACUUACUUUCCUGAUUUCCUGAACCCAUUAAUUCUGAUUUUGGAGUCCGCUCGUUCCUCUUUCUCGUGUUCAUCCAGACUAAUUUCUUAAAAUGGGAUCCCUCUGUUUUCCACUUUUCCUACAUGGAUAUAUCCACAUUAAGACUCACUUCAUCCACGUGUCACAUCAUGCAAUGUUCAUCAGCUCUUUUUUUUCUAAAGUUGGUGGAUAUUACUCUCACAUCCAGAUUUCAGAGAUUAGGAUUGGUAAACAACAAAAAAUUUCAUGGAUAUCGACAGAGAAGAAGAACGCCAAAUCAAUCAAUUGAAUGAAGAAACCGGCGGUGGCGGUGGCGGUGGCGACGGCGGAAGAGGAGGAGGAGAAGGAAGACACAAUAUUGAUAAGGACAAAUCCAGCAUGCGUUAUCGGGUUCUCCUAGCCAUCACCUACAUAUCUCUGUUCGUGGGUUCCGUAUCUUCAAGCUUGCUUUCCAGAUUCUACUUCAUUCAUGGAGGUUCAAGCAGGUGGGUCUCCACUUGGGUUCAAUCCGCUGGCUUUCCUCUUCUCCUUCUCCCCAUCUACCUCCCUCGCCUCUUCAACUCGCAUCGACAACGACGCCGUCCUUUCUCUCACUUCACAUCUAAGCUCCUCCUCAUAACCAUGGGGAUGGGUCUGAUUUCAGGCGUAAGCAACUUCCUCUUCUCAUGGGGCAUCUCCUAUCUCCCUGUCUCAACCUCAUCUCUUCUCCUCUCCUCUCAACUCGCCUUCAACCUAAUCCUUUCGGUGCUCAUCGUGAAGCAACGAGUCGUCUUCUCCAACCUCAACACCGUUAUCCUAAUAACUCUGAGUUCAAUCCUUUUGGCAAUCGGAUCCAGCCAUGAUAAACCUAAAGGUGUAACCCAGAGACAAUACUUCCUGGGUUUCUCCUCCAUUCUCACAACAGGAUUGCUCUUCGCUCUGUAUCUGCCAUUAAUGGAGAUGAUUUACAACAAGAUGGUUCAGAGUUACGAGAUGGUGAUGGAAAUGCAGUUCAUCAAUUCAGCAGUUGCGACGGCGUUAGCUUCCGUUGGGAUGGCGUUAGACGGAGGGUUUAGAGAGAUGAGGAAGGAGAGUGAGAAGAAUUUUGAUUUGGGAACGGUGGCCUAUGGGUUGACGGUGGGAUUCAACGUGGUGACAUGGCAGGUUUGUUUUAUGGGAUCGGCGGGACUUGUUUACCUGACGACGGCGUUGACGGGAGGGAUUUGCAUGACGGCGUUACUUUCUAUGAAUGUGUUGGGAGGUGUUUUGGCGUUUGGGGAUGCGUUUGGUGGGGCUAAGGUAGUGUCUACUCUAUUGUGUCUUUGGGGGUUUUGUUCUUAUGUGUAUGGGGAGUAUAGAAAAAUGGUGGAGGAGGACGAAGAGAAGAGGAAUGAUCAGGAGAUGGCAAUGGAGUUGGUUGGUGUGGAUUGAUGUUGAUUUUGAAUCUCAAUUUUAUCUUGUCAUCAUGAUUUUGGCUGUUCAAACUAUGUUGUCGUUGUGUUUUUUUCCCCCUUUAACUCAGUUGUUAACAAAGACAAAUCGUUUGGAGGUUGAGUGGCCA
Messenger RNA from Macadamia integrifolia, 1735 nucleotides. Its product is annotated as probable purine permease 4. The record is from RefSeq and is a predicted model, not a curated record. Bases 442 to 1605 code for a protein of 387 amino acids. Lineage: Eukaryota; Viridiplantae; Streptophyta; Magnoliopsida; Proteales; Proteaceae. The transcript has a single exon. Gene Ontology annotation, molecular function: purine nucleoside transmembrane transporter activity. Gene Ontology annotation, cellular component: membrane.